This is a messenger RNA of Penicillium brasilianum, 2128 nucleotides long. The record is from the annotation of a GenBank genome assembly. Lineage: Eukaryota; Fungi; Ascomycota; Eurotiomycetes; Eurotiales; Aspergillaceae.
CCUGAAUGACAACCACCACCGGUCGGAACCUAGUAGUAAAAUGACCGUCUUCUACCGCCUAAAACUGCCCAGCCAAGCGCCGCGCGGCUGUGUUGAUUUUGUGACGAUCGGCCCCAAAAAUAACUUCCCCAUUUACAUAACGUGACUGCCUGUCUCGACUUUCUUUUUUUUGGUAAUUUCUUUCUCUUGACGUCUCUCAAUUCCCCUCUUCAAUCAACCACCAACCGUCUGUCCAUUCCGUCCUAUUUUCCUCGAGCAGCCCCAAUUUCCACCCGCUAGCGCCGAACUUGCACUACUCCCACGAUCCUCGCCGGACAGACGUUGAUCGUCACCCCCAUUCUUUGAUCCCGCAUCCCGCAAUCUCGGCAGGUGCCCCAGGAUGGCUGCCAACGAAUACUACCAUGCGAACAUCCCCAAUCCGCCCAGCUACGAUCAAGUGACUGGUGGACAUACCGGACAACCCUCCCAACUCAACACCAACACCCCUGGUUACGGCUUCCAGGGCCACAGUCCCGUGAGCUCCAAUAGCCACCACAACGAUCCAUCCGCCCCCUAUCACAACCGUGAAAGUCAACAUUCACUACAAUCAGAUGGUGGAGCAUACCAGACGUCUGGGCGGGUCGCAGAUGGCGACCACUAUGCAGAGAAUAUCCCACUGAAGGCGCAGACACAGUUUGGGAAUAACCCGGAAUGGAUGCACCAGCAGACACAAUACCCGCCUCCGUCGCCAGGGGCUCUGGAAGACCGGCGGCGAGGAGAUAAUCGGAAUAAGAAGGGCUUCCUCCGGAAGAAGCCUGCGUGGGUGACCUGGACCUUGACAUUGGCGCAAGUCAUCGUUUUUAUCGUGGAACUGGUGAAGAAUGGUAUUUUGACCGGAUCGCCGAUUGAGACCAAGCCCUCGUUCAACGUCAUGAUCGGUCCAUCGCCAUAUGUCCAAAUCUACAUGGGCGCUCGAUACGACCCCUGCAUGAAGAAUAUUCCCGGUGUCCAAAAUUCUAGCGUGGCUAUCAGCUGGCCCUGUCCUAACAGCACCACCAGCACAGGUGACUGCACUCUCUCGGAAUUAUGUGGGUUUAAUGGUGUCCCAAACCCCAAGGUAGGCGGUUCACUCGAUGACCAGCCCGAGCCCAACCAGUGGUUCCGCUUUAUUGUCCCCAUUUUCUUGCACGGUGGUUUCAUCCAUAUCGGCUUCAAUCUCCUGGUGCAAUUAACCAUGGGCGCGGACAUGGAACGCAUGAUUGGAAUGUGGCGGUACACCCUGACCUACUUCGCCAGCGGUAUCUUCGGUUACGUCUUUGGUGGAAACUAUGCCUCGCAACUGGAGCCAAGUACCGGGUGCUCCGGUGCGUUAUUUGGUAUCAUGGCUCUUGUCCUCCUAGACCUGCUAUACGACUGGCCCCAACGUGAAUCGCCGUGGGUGGAGUUACUCAUCAUGGUCUUGGGAGUAGCCGUUUCCUUCGUCCUCGGCCUGCUUCCAGGUCUGGACAACUUCUCCCAUAUUGGCGGAUUCAUUAUGGGUCUGGCCAUGGGUUUGUCUAUCCUACGCUCGCCCAAUUCCCUACGCGAGCGCAUUGGGCUCGCUCGCCAGCCCUACGUCGCCAUGAGCGGCGGCGCCGGAGCCGACCCUGCCGACAAGCGGAAAACCACUUCCAUCAUGGACUUCUUUAAGAGCAAGGGCAAUAUGGUCUCGUCUUCUAGCGGAGUGGGCGAGUCCAAAGGCCCGCUCCACUUCUUCAAGGGCCGCAAGCCUCUGUGGUGGGCCUGGUGGCUGGUGCGCGCUGGUGCAUUAGUCGCGGUGCUUGUUGGAUUUAUCUUGUUGAUUGUUGAUUUCUACAAAUACCCUUCGUCAAAUUGCUCCUGGUGUUACCGGUUGAGUUGCCUGCCCGUCAAUGGCUGGUGCGACCAGAAUACUCUGCAGAGCUCGGAGACGACUACGAGCACUUAAAUGGGGUGCAUUUUGCAUUACUUAUCGGUUUCUUAUUUUACUCAGCCGCUUGCUGCCGGCGCUGACUAGAGUUAAGAUAUGCAUUAUCUGUAAAUAGAGCGCGCGGAUGCGUGCAAUAUACUCCAUUUAUCUCCAUGAACGAUUUUCUGCGUCCCUUUUCUCUCAGUCUCUUGUAACCCCUCG